Messenger RNA from Rhododendron vialii, 796 nucleotides. RefSeq names its product ubiquitin-conjugating enzyme E2 36. Gene Ontology annotation, molecular function: ubiquitin conjugating enzyme activity. The transcript is spliced from 8 exons. The record is from RefSeq and is a predicted model, not a curated record. Gene Ontology annotation, biological process: DNA damage tolerance; protein K63-linked ubiquitination. Bases 131 to 592 code for a protein of 153 amino acids. Lineage: Eukaryota; Viridiplantae; Streptophyta; Magnoliopsida; Ericales; Ericaceae. Gene Ontology annotation, cellular component: nucleus.
AUACCGAACCCCUCUGUCAGUUUUAUUAUAGUGCGAAAAUCUUAAAACCAUUCCAUAACCUUUCUCUCUCUCCCUCUCCCUCUCUCUCUCUCUAAACCUUGCGUCCUCUGCAAUCGAACCUUCUGUUUCAAUGGCUAACAGCAAUCUACCUCGAAGGAUCAUCAAGGAAACUCAGCGUCUCCUCAGCGAACCUGCACCAGGAAUAAGUGCAUCACCUUCAGAAGAAAAUAUGCGGUAUUUUAAUGUAAUGAUACUUGGUCCAUCACAGUCCCCUUAUGAAGGAGGGGUAUUUAAGUUGGAAUUGUUUUUGCCUGAAGAAUACCCAAUGGCUGCCCCCAAGGUUCGGUUUCUCACCAAAAUCUACCAUCCUAACAUUGAUAAGCUUGGAAGGAUAUGCCUUGAUAUUCUUAAAGACAAGUGGAGUCCUGCUCUUCAGAUUCGAACUGUACUCUUGAGCAUUCAAGCACUUUUGAGUGCCCCAAACCCAGACGAUCCUCUGUCUGAGAACAUUGCUAAGCAUUGGAAAACAAAUGAAGCUGAGGCCGUCGAAACAGCGAAAGAAUGGACCCGUCUAUACGCAAGUGGCGCAUGAUGAAGUGGUGGAGAUAGGGCUUCCCCGGAAACAUCGGGCUAUGCAAUGUAUCUUAUAAUGACUGUUGAAUUUAGUGGAAAUCUGAAAGGAUUGAUGCUCGAAAAGAAUACUCUCAAACCUUCCAAACACUGAUGAUAAUUAUUUUGUCACUUUGAAACCUUUUGUUGAAAUUGUAUAAAUCGGUAAUAUAACUUGCGUCUCUAA